AUGCUCGAUAUGCUGAGCUCGGCAGGCGUCGCUACCGGCGCAUCAGGCGUUUUGGUAGAUGUGAAGGGCACGGGCGGUCUUGGCAGCCUCUUUAGCAUCCUCAUUAACUUCCUUCCGCUCAUUUUCUUCGGCGCAAUCCUGCUGUUCAUGAUGCGUCAGGCGCAGGGCAACAGCAAUCAAACCUUCAGCUUCGGCAAGAGCCGCGCGCGCAUGUUCGUGGGCAAUGGCCCCGCCGUCAGCUUCGAUGAUGUUGCAGGCGUGGAAGAAGCGAAGGAAGAGUUGCAGGAGGUCGUGGAGUUCCUCAAGGUCCCGGAACGCUUCGUCAGCCUUGGCGCGAAGAUUCCCAAGGGCGUGCUCCUGAUUGGUCCUCCGGGCACAGGCAAGACGCUUCUCGCCCGCGCCGUCGCAGGCGAAGCAGGCGUGCCCUUCCUCUCGAUAAGCGGCUCAGAGUUCGUAGAAAUGUUCGUUGGCGUGGGCGCGAGCCGCGUGCGCGAUCUCUUCGAGCAGGCGAAGCGCAACUCUCCCUGCAUCGUCUUCGUGGAUGAGAUAGACGCGGUGGGACGACAUCGAGGCGCCGGACUUGGCGGCGGCCACGACGAGCGCGAGCAGACCCUGAAUCAGAUACUUGUCGAGAUGGACGGCUUCGAUGUCAACACCAACGUCAUCCUCAUAGCUGCCACAAACCGUCCCGACAUUCUCGACCCCGCCCUGUUGCGUCCCGGUCGCUUCGACCGCCGCGUCGUGCUCGACAACCCCGACGUGCGCGGCAGAGAGCAGAUACUGAAUGUCCACUCCAAGGGCAAGCCGCUCGCCGAAGACAUCGACAUGGAGCGCAUCGCCAAGCAGACCAUGGGCUUCAGUGGUGCGACCUCGCAAACCUCGUCAACGAGUCCGCGAUACUAG
This is a messenger RNA of Geodia barretti, 903 nucleotides long. The record is from the annotation of a GenBank genome assembly. NCBI's taxonomy places the organism in Eukaryota, Metazoa, Porifera, Demospongiae, Tetractinellida, Geodiidae.